AUGAUCACCAGGGAGUCUCAGUCUGUCUUCAACUUCGGCCGUGGCGCCUACGAUACCACCGGUGUCCCCAAGCCCCCACAGCCGCCCAAGCCCAGCCGGAGCGAAACAGCGGCGCUCGACAUUUUGGCCAUGUUCUCAUUCCUGAAUCGACAUUGGGACGACAAUCAACAACCAAAACAUGGCGGCGAUCUUGAACCAGCAGGACCAUGCACCUCUUCGUUUUUGCGACUUCUCUUUUCGACUACUAUACUAUAA
Messenger RNA from Neurospora crassa OR74A, 255 nucleotides. RefSeq lists its product as hypothetical. The record is from RefSeq and is a predicted model, not a curated record. The transcript has 2 exons. The coding region runs from base 1 to 255 and encodes 84 amino acids. Lineage: Eukaryota; Fungi; Ascomycota; Sordariomycetes; Sordariales; Sordariaceae.